AGAUGGCAGAGGGAGGCGAACACAACAAUCCAGUACCAGGAUCUGAUGCAGACUUUGUGUACUCGUGCACACCGUGCGCUGACGAAGGCAAUGAUGAAACGGCGUUGAAAUACUGUCCAGAAUGUAAAGAAUAUCUCUGUGCAGCGUGCAUAAAAUAUCAUCUUAAAUUUUCUGCAACGAAGAAACACACCCUACAUGACAACGAACACCAACAUUGUGAGAGAGAUUCCAUCGACACUACAUCAGAUGAGGACCAAAUGUUCAAAUGUCUCUAUCAUCUUGACAGGGAUAUCGAGAUGUACUGUGGUGAUCAUGACAUGGUGUAUUGCUCUCUAUGUGUUGCUAAGGAUCAUAGGCACUGCACUGGAAUACUAGAACUUAAAGAAGCAGCUAAAAGGAUUUCUAGCGACAACGAAGACAUCAUACUGAGUAAAGUCGACUCUUUGCAAGCUGAAAUACAGGUAACAAGAGAGAAGAAAAAAGAAAAUCUGAUUACACUAGAUAAGGAAAAGAAUGAAAUUGUAAAAACCAUAAAAGACACGGAACGUUUGAUGAUUGACACAAUCAAAGAACUAGCGCUUGACGCACAAGCAAAGGCUUGCACUACAUAUAAUGGUUUAAAGGAAGAAUUGCAAACAGAAGAUUCUGUUCUUUUGCAAGCUUUUACUAAUACUAAUGAGUUAAGAAGUAAAGUUAAAACAAAGGUGGACCUAGAUGAAAAACGAAAAUUUGCAAGACACAUUCUGCAGAAACAUAGCCUGACCAAAUUAGAGAAUAAGCACGAAAGCGUAGAAAAAGAUGAGAGGAAAAUGAAAUGGUUUAAGAAUGAAGAAUUGAUACAAUACUUGUCAACAGCUGAUUGUCUUGUUCAGGUUGUUGGAAGUAAAACCAGCUUCAAUAUAAAAAACAACCCAAUUCGCAAACAGUUACAGAACGAUAUAAACAUAAAAGGAAAAGGUGACAAACAUACCUGUAGCAUAAUUGGAAUUUGCCAGCUUUUUGAUGGUACAAUUAUACUUUGUGAUCGCACAAAUAAAAAGUUGAAAAAGUUGAAUGAAGGCUAUAGCAUUACAGAAGAAUUCAAAUUAGCAUCUAGUCCAUCGGGUAUGUGUUUAACAGGCAAAACUGAGGUAGCAGUUAAACUCAAACAUCACACAAUAUUGUUCGUUUGUUACGAAAAGGACAAAUUGAAGAAAACACAUUUCAUAAAAAUUGAGGGCGGUGACUAUGUUGGUAUUGCUUCCUUUUGCAACGAAAUUUGGUGCUUUACUGGAGAUGCCAUCAUGGUCUAUAACCGUUGGGGAGCGGUCAUAAAAACCUUGAAUAAUGAAUCAUUUGUAGGGACAAUAUACAACCCUGUUGUGGAUGGACCUAUCCCAGUUGCAACAGACGGCGCAUUUAUGUAUGUAUCAGAUUUGGGUAACAAAGUUGCAUGUCUAGACAGGGAAGGAAACGUAUGGUCGGUUAUGGAAAGUAAACGGUUGGAGUUGGUAAGAAAAGCUUGUAUUGCUUCAAAGGAUAUUAUUUGUAUCGCAGGAUACACCUCGGGGAAUGUUAUGAUGUUCGAUGGAAAAGGUAAAUGCUUAGGAGAAUUGGUAGAUGGUUUAAUGGAACCAGAUUCUCUAUGCUACGAUAACAAGAAACAGCAGCUGCUUAUUGGGUACAGAGAUUUGAAUAUAUUGACAAUUAUCAAAUUGGAUGAAUGUUUGUAGGAAAUAUAUAAAAGUAAUUUAAAAAAAAAAGAAAUUAAAAAAUUGACGUGUUAUGACUUAUAUACAACUUUUGUCAAACGUCACUGGAAGUACUGGAUAAGUUAAUCCAAGAUAUCA
Ruditapes philippinarum (Manila clam) is the source of this 1829-nucleotide messenger RNA. RefSeq lists its product as uncharacterized. The record is from RefSeq and is a predicted model, not a curated record. NCBI's taxonomy places the organism in Eukaryota, Metazoa, Mollusca, Bivalvia, Venerida, Veneridae. The coding region runs from base 3 to 1712 and encodes 569 amino acids. The transcript has 2 exons.